AUGGUUAGGAGCAGACACAAAGCAUAUGCUUCUCAUGAUGUUAACACAGGAACACUUAUGCCAUCUGAAGGAGGUGAGCCUUCGACACCUCAAUCACAGCAUUCAGUGCAGUUUAAUGUGCCAAUGGCUGGUCAGGAGCCUACACCAGUGGCCAGCCAAGAGAUUGCACCAGAAACAUUACAGGAGUCUGCAGCUGUUAGCUCACAAGACUCUCGUCCAUCAAUUGAAAUAGAGAUUGAUUCUUUAGGGCGAAGGCGACUAGAACUUCGUAGUGGAAAGUUAUCAGAUGGUUCUAGGUGUGCUCGUGUGAUCACAAAUACUUUUAAGCAGCGUAUUGACUCUAAUGGUGUCAACUGGAAGGCUAUAUCGCAAGAGACAAAAGAUUUUUAUUGGGAAGAAUUUAAGAAAAAAUAUUUUUGGGAUUCUUCUAAUGAAGCAUUAAUAAAGGAUGCUUGGAGAUUAAAGGCAGCUGAACGCUAUAAGGACAUGAUGACAGAUUUGAAAAAUUCUAGGAAAAAGCCCUCAUAUAUUUCUGAAGAAACUUGGGAAAAUUUUGAGCAGUAUUGGAAUGAACCCAAAGUCAUUCGGCGGUCAGAACUAUAUUCUAGAAAUCGCCGCGGUGCUGGAAAAGAAUUGGGUCGAAAGCCAACUCCGACUGAGUUGUUUGUCCAUACUCACACCCGAAAGCAUGACAAGGAGACUUUUGUGGAUCAAAAAUCUAAGGAGAUACAUGAUGCUAUAGUAGCUAGGAGGGAGGAGCUAACACAAAUCACGCCCGACAACAUCGAUGAGAACCAACUUUACUUAGAUGUUGUCGGAGGCGCAUCUUCGAGUCGGGCGUUUUCAUCAAGCUCUAGUCAAAAUGCUGCCUUACAACAACGAAUAAAAGAGUUGGAGAAACAGCUUGAGAAUGAGAGGCAAGCUAUGACAGAUCGUAUGGACCAACUGAAAUUGCAAAUGGAGUUGCAAAUGGAGACAAAUAUGGAACGUAUGAGAAGCUCAAUGAUGGAAGAGGUGAUGAGACUAGUACGAGGUCUACCAACACCUUCAUCUCCAUAA
Molecule: messenger RNA, 1059 nt
Organism: Hevea brasiliensis (rubber tree)
Lineage: Eukaryota; Viridiplantae; Streptophyta; Magnoliopsida; Malpighiales; Euphorbiaceae
Exons: 6
Coding region: 1-1059 (352 amino acids)
Source: RefSeq, a predicted model, not a curated record